AUGGCAGUGAAAACAAAACCUGAAGAGACAGUUUCUCUCGGCCCACAGGUUCGUGAAGGUGAACUCGUCUUCGGCGUUGCUCAUAUUUUUGCUUCCUUCAACGAUACAUUUGUCCAUGUCACUGAUCUCAGUGGUCGUGAGACAAUCAUUCGCGUAACUGGAGGCAUGAAGGUGAAAGCCGAUCGUGAUGAAUCGUCACCAUAUGCAGCUAUGCUUGCUGCACAAGAUGUUGCUGCCAAAUGCAAAGAGCUCGGAAUAACCGCACUUCAUAUCAAGCUCCGCGCUACAGGAGGAACUGGACAAAAGACUCCAGGACCUGGCGCUCAGUCAGCCCUUCGUGCUCUUGCUCGCUCUGGAAUGAAAAUUGGCCGCAUCGAGGACGUUACUCCUAUCCCCACUGACAGCACUCGCAGAAAAGGAUCUCGCCGUGGUCGCCGUCUAUAA
Mitosporidium daphniae is the source of this 444-nucleotide messenger RNA. Its product is annotated as 40S ribosomal S14. Lineage: Eukaryota; Fungi; Microsporidia. Gene Ontology annotation, cellular component: ribosome; cytosolic small ribosomal subunit. Bases 1 to 444 code for a protein of 147 amino acids. Gene Ontology annotation, biological process: translation; ribosomal small subunit assembly; maturation of SSU-rRNA from tricistronic rRNA transcript (SSU-rRNA, 5.8S rRNA, LSU-rRNA). Gene Ontology annotation, molecular function: structural constituent of ribosome; small ribosomal subunit rRNA binding; mRNA 5'-UTR binding. The record is from RefSeq and is a predicted model, not a curated record. The transcript has 3 exons.